This is a messenger RNA of Cornus florida, 678 nucleotides long. Its product is annotated as VQ motif-containing protein 31. The transcript is spliced from 2 exons. The record is from RefSeq and is a predicted model, not a curated record. Bases 1 to 678 code for a protein of 225 amino acids. Lineage: Eukaryota; Viridiplantae; Streptophyta; Magnoliopsida; Cornales; Cornaceae.
AUGAGCCAAGGCAAAACUGGUGGUUCUAAACCGGUAACAACAUUUGUGGAGGCAGACUCAACCAAUUUUCGAGAUGUGGUUCAACGCUUAACCGGACAAUCCAUAUCAAACGUAGCAAAUGAAGGUUUAUCAUCAGCCCAAAGGAUUGGCAAGAGACCUAAGCCUAAGCUCCAUGAAAGAAGACAACUAUAUUUAGAGUCCAAACUCGAAAUCUUUAAACCACUCAUUACUCAUCACCAAUUUAUAAAACCUAGCACAAUUAUCUUGCAGCAGCCGCCGAUAUCUAGCACUAGUAAUCCUCCAAAUACGGAAUGGCAAAGCCUUUCACCUUCUUUUUCUUCAUUGCCUGGAUUAAAACAAAGCAGACGAGAAUCAACAUUGUUAUUUUCUGAUGAUCUGAAUGCUGCUGAAGAAGAAAAUGCCAUUAAAGAGAGGCGUUUUUAUUUACAUCCAUCACCACGGUCUAAACCGGUAGGACACAUUGAGCCAGAGCUACUCACUUUGUUUCCUCUCAAGUCCCCAAACACAAAUCAUAAUACUUGUGCCAAGUUUGGGAUUCCUGAAAUAGGUGAUGGGAGAUAUGAGAGUGAUAGAGGUGAAACAUUUGUUGAAGUGGAUGAGGUUGGAUUGGAGGCCAUGAGAUCAUAUCGUGGUAUAGAAAAGAGAGGAAUUGUGUGA